Leucoraja erinaceus (little skate) is the source of this 4679-nucleotide messenger RNA. Its product is annotated as collagen alpha-1(XXII) chain. The transcript is spliced from 28 exons. NCBI's taxonomy places the organism in Eukaryota, Metazoa, Chordata, Chondrichthyes, Rajiformes, Rajidae. The record is from RefSeq and is a predicted model, not a curated record. The coding region runs from base 790 to 3981 and encodes 1063 amino acids.
UUCAUUUUGGGUAUGUUGGGAUCAAGAUGUUCUCAACACCCUAGUGGACAAUUGCAGAACACAAAAUAAAAAUGCACUGAACCGAGGAUGCUAGAAAGAGCAAAUAAGUCAAUGAUCAAAUAGCCUUCUGAUGGUUAAACAAUCCGGGUUUGAUGGUUAUUAAUAAUGGUUGGGUGGACAACAUCUUAAACGUCAUUGAGAUGUGAAUACAGCAAGUAUAGGCUAUCUUAGCAUGCCUAAACAUUACAAUAAAUAAAUUAGAUUUGAAUUCUUAAGGAAUGUUGUCCUAUGUACGUACUAAUAUUAUUAUUUUGAUUCCAUUACGAAUAUGUGUUGAUGUAUUCAAUUCUAUUUUUAUGGAAUGAAAAAUCUGAAAUUAAGAUUUACUUUUACAUGAACAAAUAUUUUUAGAAUAUAUCUGGCGUUCAACAUUAAAAUAUUUAACAGCAUCAUCUAAUCCACCAUUCUGUAAAUCUUUACAUGACCAUAACAAAACCAGAAACACCAUCACUUGUGACAGAGUGUGCACUCUUUGGAUAAUUAGAAAGGUCCAUCCAUGUCAAUCAUUAAUGCAUUAUUUGCUUAAGUUACAUAAGAAGACCAAAUAGGGGCUGUGCUUACGUUGGGACUAAGAGUCUUCAUAGUCAAGAUUGAACGUUCCACUCAAGCCCUUUCAGUAUACGCUUCACCCAAAAAAAAACUACACGCUGCAUAUCCAGGAAUCCCAGUUCAUUCAGAAAACUGUGGUUGGAGUCAAGGAAUAUAUGCACACGUCCAAUAAAACCAACAAUGAAAGUCUUGUAUUCAAGUAUUCUGCUCAUCAUUCUCCUUAUCUCAAGAUGUAAAGGGAUGACUUUAAUUGAAGGACAUGGUGAAUCAUUAACUGAUGAAGAUUCUGCAGACCAUACUGAGGUAUUGUUUUCUACCUCUGGGAACCCGUCUUUGUUGUUGGGGGAUAGUGAAAUUGUAUUACAAUCUGUUUCCAGAGCUCCAGGUAUUACUGUUACAACAAAUGAAAUUGUAACAAUCCCCACAACACAGCCAUCUCUUGGUUCAACUGAAAGCCAAAUAUCAUUGCAACCUGCUUCGACGGAUUCAAUGGAUACUCGGUUUGAUGAGGAAAUGUUGUCACUCGCUACUCCAAUAGCAUCACCCACCACACAUCUCACUGGCAAAAACCUGCAUGCUCACUUGACAGUUUCAUCUCCUACUCCUAUCAAGAGUGAAAUGCCAAAAUGGCACAGUUCAACAGUCAAAUCUUCUACUCGAGCAGAUGGUGGAAUAUUCUCCAAAUCUACCUCAACCAAUCUAUCCAUGGCCACACAGAGUGAAGUGUUAUCUGCAUCUACCCCAACUGAGCCACCAACAUUCACACAUAGUGAAGUGUCAUCCCAGUCUACCUCAGUGGAAAAUGCUACCUCCACUAACACUCCAAAUAGUCUUGGCGCAGCAGUGGGACCUUUGCCAAAUGUUUCUCUGCCCACAAAGAUCCCAUCUGCUUAUUUUGAAUUUGCCAUCACACCUGGCUCUUCGGACAGGAUUUCACAUGAGAAUGCAUCUGAAAGAUAUCUUCUCACUCAAGAUCGGAGAGCAGCUUCUGUGCAGGACACCACCAGCGUAUCACAGCAAAGCAACACACUGGAACCUCGAGAGAUUUCAGUGAUAAGAUCAACAGAAGCUACCCCAGAAAAUGUAGUGAAUACACCUCCAUCGGUUUUAAUAACUGCAGCUACCUGGUCUCUAACCACUGCCACCUCAUGGCAAAAUGAAGGAAGUUUAAGUAAACCUCUAGAAGAACCACCAAUUCAAGAAAUCGUAAAAUCUGCAGGAAUUGAUCUUCUCAAGGAAUUCCAAGUACCAUCAUCAGGAGAUGUUACAGAGGUGGAAGGAUCACAUCCCCUCAGCUCAGCUUUCCGUCUUACCCCGUCAGUGUAUCUGAGAAAGGAAACGGGAGCUGUGUAUCCAGGUGGAAUUCCUCCUGAAUAUUCAAUCAUUGCUACAUUCAAGAUGUUGGGAGACACUGCACAAAAUGUAUGGAAUUUAUGGGAGGUCAGUGACAUUGAUGGAAGAGAGCAAAUUGGCAUUCGUCUUUCUGGUAUCUCAAGAUCUUUGGACUUUUUCUACAGAACUACACCUAACACUGUCAUGUUUCAAACAUUUGCUGAUGUGGAUAUGCUUUUUGAUGGUUCAUGGCACAAGUUAGCACUUAGUGUUAGUGGAAAAGAGAUCAAUUUGCUGAUUGACUGCAAGCAAGUCAACACUGUUCUGAUCAGCAAGCAAGAAACAAUUGAUGGAAAUAGUUACACAUCGAUAGCAAGAUGUCUGCUGAACGACGCAAUGGUUUCUCUUGACCUGCAACAACUGGAACUGCACAGUGAUCCAAGCAGAGUUCAUUUUGAAGGAUGCUGUGAGUUGCCACAUGUGUGUGGCCGGAGAGCAGAGAACAGUUUGACUGAGAAUCUACCGUUUUGCAAAUGUUCUUAUGGACAACUAGAAUACCUGGGUAGCACAGGUACACAGGAAGAGAAAGGGGAAAAGGGCACAGCUGGAGAGUCUGGAAGACCAGGGACUCAGGCUGCAAGAGGUAACACUGGUUCUUAUGGAAGAGUCGGAGUCACUGGACCAAGGGGUAUGGCUGGAAUUAAAGGGAACAAGGGAGUACAAGGAAGACCAGGCCAAAGAGGGUUAGAUGGCCCUAAAGGCUACAAAGGAUUACAAGGAGCCAUGGGAUUUAAGGGGAUUUCAGGAUCACCUGGACCAAGAGGGAAAAUAGAUCUAAAAGGUGAAAAGGGGAACAGAGGUACGUCAGGUCACGAAGGUAUAUGGGGAUUACGGGGAGUGAAGGGUGAUAAAGGACUUCCUGGUAGUGAAGGAAGACCUGGUGUGGAAGGACCAAGGGGUCUCAGAGGUGAUCCAGGGUUUCCUGGUCUGAAAGGUACUAAAGGAGAACUUGGCGUUCCAGGAGUUUAUGGGCCAAAGGGAGAUUCUGGGUAUAAGGGGAUACUUGGAAAUCCAGGGCAACCAGGAAGAGAUGGGGACCCAGGCAUUGAGGCAUAUCAAGGGCAACAGGGACCAAAAGGACAAAAAGGCAUUACUGGACCCAAGGGAGAGAAAGGACUUCCAGGACCUCGAGGUCAUGAAGGUCACAUAGGAAAACGUGGACCAAAAGGCCAUAAAGGUAAUGCAGGAAUACCUGGAUGGCAUGGGAUUGUUGGAUAUCCUGGAAACCAAGGUCAUGUAGGAUACCCAGGAGCAAGUGGAUUAAAGGGGGAUAAAGGUGCUGAUGGAAGACUGGGUUCUGAAGGUCUAAAGGGUGGAAAAGGAGGAAAAGGACCAAAAGGAGAACCAGGUGGUAGAGGUGAUUCUGGACUUGUGGGUCUCAAGGGUAAAAGAGGACCUCCUGGAAAACCAGGCUGUAGGGGUUCACUUGGAGAACGUGGUAUUGCUGGUGAAACGGGCUUCCCUGGAUUUUCUGGACCUGCUGGACCUCCAGGUCCUGUUCUACCCGCCAGUCAUGUGAUUGAGGUCUGCAAAAGAUUUGUUCUUGAACAGAUGUCGCUAUAUACAAGUAUGGUGCGAAGGAAAUGUAUCAGCGCAUGCCCUCUUUAUGGAGAUGUUUCCACAGGACCUCCUGGACCAGUUGGUGAAAAAGGACAACCUGGGAAACCUGGUAGGCCAGGAAUCAAUGGAAGGGAUGGAGAACAAGGACCAGAAGGAUUCACUGGAGAACUGGGUGAUCCAGGAUUGCAAGGGUUGAAGGGGGAACAUGGAGUCCUUGGUGACAAAGGCUCUCAAGGUAUUGGACACCCGGGUUUUAUAGGAGCACAGGGCUCAAGAGGUGACCAUGGAAAGCCUGGAUCAAGCAUACCUGGACAAUCAGGGCAACAAGGUCCACGAGGUUACACAGGGCAACAAGGUUUACAAGGAUAUCCAGGACAUAUGGGAACUCCAGGUGUCUGUAGGCCAACAGUAUGCAACUAAAAUGCUGACAACCCUGAGCAACAACACAUUCCACUUCUAAAAAAAUUACACUAUUAUUGAAGAAUAUGUGUAAAUAAUAAUGACUUAUUUGAAGCACCUUUCUGAAUAAAUAUAUUUAAACAGUUUGCAUAAAUCCUUUGGGUAUGUGCUAAAAUACUUAAAUUCAAAAGAAUCUCAUUAGAAUAUUAAAACUCCAACAAGAAAGUUAUGUAUGGUAAGACCAACUUUAAUUUAUAUCACUUGUUCUUUACUGGUAAUCUAUUCUCUUGAUUAUUUUUUUCUUUCUUAAACAAAUAGAAAUAGAAUGUGCCUGUUUCCAAAAUGAUUGAGAAGUUAUACAUUAAGGGAAAACCAAUGGAAAUUUUAAAAUAACUCACAUCAAUAUUCUACUUCGGAGUGAUGCAAAAUAAACAUUCUGAAUAGCAACCAUGAUGGAUACUGUUUUAAAGUUGUCUUAAAAAUAUUGUGGAGUGACCUAAUAUGACAGUGUUUCCAAAUUCACAUGAAGAUUGGAUAAAUUGCAUUUAGUGUAUGCACACGUUGAGCACCCUACUUUGUAAUGAUGUGUCCCCUCUUCACAAAGUAGACAAUUGCUGGCAUCUCAAUUUCUAAUUCUAUUAUAAAGGAUUUAAUGGUACAGAUAGUUAAACUAUUUCCACUGGUAAGUUAAUCCAGGUUGUGACCAUAAUGUCAGAGGG